Messenger RNA from Triticum turgidum subsp. durum (durum wheat), 591 nucleotides. Lineage: Eukaryota; Viridiplantae; Streptophyta; Magnoliopsida; Poales; Poaceae. The record is from the annotation of a GenBank genome assembly.
AUGGUCAUCGGGAAGCUGGGCCUGAGCUCCCUCUUCCACACGAAGCCCAAGGAAGAGGCCUCGCCGUCACCUCCUCGAGGCGACCCGGCCGCGGCGCCGGCGUGGGCAUGGCCGUCCUGCAAGCACCCAAGAACGCGGUCCUUCCACGACGCGCCGCCACCGCCCGGCGCGAGAACGCUCGCCUCCAUCUUCCUCGACUCCGCCGAGAGCUCCUUCACCAACUCCUCCGCGCGGCGCGACUGCUCCGACAGCCCCUCCACGGCGUCCGAGGCCUCCAUACUGGAGGAGAAGGUGCCGGCGGAGGCGUUCGUGGGCGGCCUGGCCGUGGCGUUCGAGUCGGCGGACCCAUACGGGGACUUCCGGGCGUCGAUGCAGGAGAUGGUGGCCGCGCACGGGGCCGGCGGCUGGGGCUGUGGCUGGGGCUGGCUGGAGGAGAUGCUGGGCUGGUACCUGCGCGCCAACGGCAAGGACACGCACGGCGCCAUCGUGGCCGCCUUCGUCGACGUCGUCGUCUCCGUCGCCGACCCCGGCCGCGGCUCCUCCUGCUCGUCCCGGAGCUCCUCCUGCGCGUCCGUCGACGGGGAUCAGUAA